This is a messenger RNA of Lachancea fermentati, 468 nucleotides long. Lineage: Eukaryota; Fungi; Ascomycota; Saccharomycetes; Saccharomycetales; Saccharomycetaceae. The record is from the annotation of a GenBank genome assembly.
AUGACCAAAAUUAGCUUUUUGCCUACCCUUGAAGAUGCAUACGGAUCUUUGUCACGCGAGCAACUAGAGAUACUAAGGCAACAGGUGCUUUCUGAGGGAGGUGAUGCUGCGUCGAUCCAGUCACGAUUCAACUACUCGUGGGGUCUGAUUAAAUCCGCUGAGCGGGACGACCAAAGGCUGGGCGUUAAACUACUAACAGACAUAUACAAGGAAUCCCCAACGCGCAGGCGUGAGUGUCUGUACUACCUCACGAUCGGCUGUUUCAAGCUUGGCGAGUUCUCCAUGGCUAAAAGAUAUGCUGAUGCUCUAUGCUCACAUGAACCUGACAAUCAGCAAGCGCGCGCUCUGCAGGGCAUGGUCGAGAACAAGAUCCAACAAGAGACUUUCAAGGGUAUUGCGAUUGUCAGUGGUUGCGUUGCAGUUGCUGCAACGCUCGCGGGUAUGUUCGUUAAAAAUAGAAGACGCUAG